Messenger RNA from Prorocentrum cordatum, 591 nucleotides. The record is from the annotation of a GenBank genome assembly. Lineage: Eukaryota; Dinophyceae; Prorocentrales; Prorocentraceae.
AUGGGGGAGAGAGAAGCCAACGACGGCAUGAUCAUGUGGGGCCGCCUGCAGACUUCCACGGCGAACAUGCAGAAGUCGGCGCAGAAGUUGGGCGCCCCUCCCAGCAACAACAUUGCUGCGUGGAAAGGCAGGACCACGAGCAUGAAGGAGUUCUACGAGGGCAUGGACAAGCUGGCCCGCCUGCGUUCUCGCGACGGCGGAACCGACGAGCUGCUGGGCAAGGCGCAUUCUGCCGGCCCGCUCAUCACCCUCGAGGUGGAGCACUGCAACAAGACGGCCCUGGACAGGAUCAGGGCAAAUGUCGCGGCUGAGGGCGCGACGAACAAUGCGUCGGCCUUCACGGCCGGCGGCCCGCCCCGGAUGGCGAUCGAGAGCGCGCCGAAAGGCAUCUGCGCGGCGCCCAUCGAGAUGGGGGCCGAGGAGGAGCGCCUGCGCGCGCGAUGGCCGAUGUCGGUCGCCGCGCCGGGCUGGUCGAUGCACAACAAAGAUGAGCACGACUUCGCGGAGCUGAUCACCACCAGCACCGGCACCAUGGAGAUCGAGAUAUUGGCCGCCGCCGGGCCGAAACCGCCCAAGCCGCGCCGCGGUUAG